AUGAUCAUUAUCUCUGUACUCAUCUCAUUACCGAGUGAAUAUGGAUUAUCCUAUUGUCAUCCAUGUCAAGAUCCGUUAUUGAAUGACUGUCAUCCGGCAGGCACGUGUCGUGCAACUGGUGCGCAGACGUACACUUGCGAAUGCUUGAAAGGAUACGUGGAUCGUUCACCAGACGUAAGCAGUAAACCUGGCCGAGUGUGUGUUCUCACCGAACCAGUUUGCCUUGACGCCACUCAGAACGAUUGUCAUCCAGCUGCGAUUUGUAGUGAAACUAGUUCUGGUGACGAUAAAUACACAUGUAGAUGUCGUGAUGGGUACAUUGACCAGUCGCCUGAUAAAGUAUCACGUCCUGGAAGAAUCUGUGUUGAAAUGGUACUUUUUUCGAAGGAAUCGUCUUGA
This is a messenger RNA of Anisakis simplex (herring worm), 399 nucleotides long. NCBI's taxonomy places the organism in Eukaryota, Metazoa, Nematoda, Chromadorea, Rhabditida, Anisakidae. The record is from the annotation of a GenBank genome assembly.